AUGGCCUCCAUGCAGGACGGGCUGAACUUCACGGCUCCUCCCUACGGCAAGGUCCUGCUGCUGGGUGCUAUCGCUGCUGCCUCAGCCUUUGUUGUUACCAUCCUCAUCGUGGUGCUCUGCGUGGGCUGCCAGAGGAAGGGGAAGACACACAAUGUCCCCGGCGAAGGUGGAAAACACCGUCUCAUGGACAUGGGUAUACUCAGACAGUCCAAGCUGCGCUCCAUCAGUAAAUCAAAAACGAGCCGCCCAGCCAGCAUGGACUUCCUGCUGCUGCUGCCCGGCCGCUGGUCUAACUCUGACCUUCGUUCUCAAGGCAGGCAGCUUCCCCAGAUCCCUUCUGGGACUGGAGAAGACGGAGAGCACACUUACUCUGAGGUGGGCCGUCCCUCUUCGGCCACACGUACUGACGAUGCCCUCUACGCCAUGGUAGGCAGGGCCGGACAGACGGACACUCCGGCCCCUCCGGCCGUUCCCGCCAACACCCCAGCGCCCCCGGACCCGGACGGCGACGUGGAAGGAGGGCUGGCUGAGAACGAGUCCCAGGUCAUGACUCCGCCUCACCCUCCGGAGGCGGCCGAGUACGCCUGCGUCAGGAAGCUGAGGAAGGCCGACAAGGCGCCCCAGAAGAGGGACAGUGGGACAGACAUGGCCGAGCCGCCGGUGCCGCCUCCGCGACACGCCCCUCCGUCACAUCCCGCCCCUCCUCCGCCACACCCCCACAGCACAAAGCUGCCCCGCAGAAACGUGGAGGCCUUCAGCGUCCCAUCAUUCCCAAAGGAAGUGAUGUUUAUGGGAAACGGCGAGCAGUACAUCUGGAAGCCUCCCGAGGACGAGGAGCUGCUCCUGCUGCAGAAUAAAGCCCUGGGCCAGUUGGGGGCUCAGACGCUGGAGAAUCUACAACCGUCUGCUGCCGCGGUGGCUGAGAUGUACUCCAAGGUUUGCAAGACAGGGAAGAAGAAGCGAGCCGUGCCGGGGUCUCCUCCAGCCAAUCCCGGCUUCCGGACCUUGGGUCGCGGUGAUCGGGAUGGGGGGUUUAGUGUGGUGGUCAAACCCCAGACCUGGGCCCCCCUGGAGGGCAAAGCCAUCGGAGGGCCCCUGGACGACCACUGCUACGAGUCCAUCGGGACCGAGGAGUACGACCCAUCCUAUGAGAACAUAGAAGCUGGAGGUGCGUGGAAGCGGGAGCGACCCCCCAACACGUGCGCCACCCUGCGGCCGAGGAGGAAGAAAGCCCAGCAGCCCUUGCAGCAGCAGCAGCCCCCCCCACCGCCGCCCACGCAGCAGACCCCCAAGUUACAGCACCUGCCUGCCAAGGCCCUGCUGCUGCCGGGGGAGAACCUGUACGAGAGCAUCGGCGACCUGAAGCAAGGCUCCGCCAACUCCAGCACCACCACCAUUUUCACCUUCAACGACGGCAUGGAGAUGUAUGUAACGGGGCUCUGA
This is a messenger RNA of Limanda limanda (common dab), 1443 nucleotides long. RefSeq lists its product as uncharacterized. Gene Ontology annotation, cellular component: membrane raft; plasma membrane. The record is from RefSeq and is a predicted model, not a curated record. The coding region runs from base 1 to 1443 and encodes 480 amino acids. Gene Ontology annotation, biological process: T cell receptor signaling pathway; B cell receptor signaling pathway; negative regulation of T cell activation. NCBI's taxonomy places the organism in Eukaryota, Metazoa, Chordata, Actinopteri, Pleuronectiformes, Pleuronectidae. The transcript is spliced from 6 exons.